CUUCCUCUCAAAAUUCAAAAUCAAGAAACUCUAAGUUUACUGGUUUUUAUAGCAUUUAUGAGUUUCUGUCCCUCUCAAAUUCAAAAUCAAGAAACCCUAAUUUUACUGGUUUUUAUACCAUUUUGAUGAGUAUAAGUUCCACGGAUUCUAUAGCUGGAACUCCUCUUCCGUUGCUAUCUUUACCUCCUUAAUUUUACCUUGAAGCUUGAGGUUCUGUAGAGCUCUCAUAUUUCCAGAAUGCAUUCGUCGAAGAUAGCGGCAAAGAAGAAGAGGCGAGAAAGCGAUGACCAAAAAUUUGAUAGAAACGUUCACCAGCGCCUCACUAGUGUAUUGGAACUUGGAAUGAAACAAGAUGUUCAAAGGAGAAAGAAAUGGCACAGUGCAGAUGCUGUGUUACAAGUGCUUGCAAUUCGCACAAUUUCAGCAUUUAUUUCAUCUUGUAAGAAUUUGCAAGAUCCACUUGUUCAGAGUUCCAUUUGUGACAUUGUGAAUGCUAUGGAAGGAAUUCUUCAGUCCGAACAUGUGACAGUAUUGAUACCAGCUGCUGAUGUUUCUAGAAUGUUGACCCACUUUUUAGGUGAUUCCCUAUGUAAAUAUGGUGCUUCAAUACUCAUUGCCCCAUUAUCGAAUUUGUUGACUUAUCCAAGAUCGGAGAUAGCCAUAGUUUGCGGAAUCUCUUUGAAUUGCAUUUUGAAGAAACUAAAGUCUGUGAGUGUCUCAGAUCAAGAAGAAAUUUUGGGUGCUCUUAGGAAAUCAAAUGCGUUUGACAAUAUUGUGGCAAUUUUAGAGGACGAUGUUACAUGUGAGGAUAAACUUCUUGAGUACUACACUGAGAUCACCAUUCUCUUAAGCACAAUUCUCUACUGGUUCCCUAAUGCAAGAUAUGCUACUUGGAGUAAUGUCAAUGUGAUAUCAUCACUAGGAGCUCUAUGUAAAGUACCUAGAAUUUCUCUAACAAUGGCUGUUCUACAUUCAUAUUCUGCAUUAGCACUAUGUGGUGAUGUGGCAUUGAAACUUCUUGAAAACGGUACAACUAUUGUUCUUACUACACUCCACUUCAUGGGAAGCUCACAACCUGAUUCCACACGGAUAGAAGCCUUCAGACUCUACCAAAAUUUAACGAGAUCUGAGGGAGGUAUCAUAGUUACCAAGAUUAACACUAAACCAAUAGUAAAAAGUGUAAUCCAGGCAAUGAGUGAAUGGCAUGGGCAAGUAGAAUAUACUGGUAAGAUUACAACUCAAAAAGCAACAUUAGCACUUGAGGCGUGCCGUUCAGCCUUAAUACUCCGUUGGCCAGGAGAGCAUCAUGAAUAUUUUUGGGACUUAGGGAUUGAUAAGGUCCUACUUCGACUCAUAAAUUUUUUGAAGGAUGAGAAGUCCAAGUUCAGUCGUAAUGAUGGUGAUUCAGAACGUUUGGUGUUUCUUAUCUGGGAACUUCUUGGAUGGCUUGCAACUCAUUGUGAAGAAGAUUUUGAUCCUAGGAGCAGUAAGAAUGGGAUUGGGGGCCACCUAAGUGAUCUCAUUAAACUCACCUGCUUGGAAGCACUAGAAUCUGUUCGCAGGCAAUGCUCUCAUGUAGAACCUUUAAAUAGGGCUGUUUUGCUAAUGGUAUCUUCUCCCUGCAACUUUAUUGUGGGCUGUGCAAGUGGUAUUCUAUUGGAAUUUAUGGAGAAACAUAGCUUUGAGUGGUUGCGGCAUCGAUUGAAUCGGUUGAAUACACUAGCUACUCAGUCAAGCAUUCCGAUACCCUACAUUCAUGAGCUUAUCGUCAAUUUAACUUCUCUGGCUUUGUAUUCUUCUUUUGAGAGGAGUAAAAGUUUCAUACUUCAAUAUGAAGGGCCAAGGGUACUAUCUUACUUUAUCAGGAUGCACUUAAGCAGUGGCAGGCAAGUAUCGAGGUCAAGCAUCUCCCCUCAUCUCCUCAAUGGUUUUAGCGGAAGUUUAUGUUGUUGGGGCAACGUAGAAGAAUGGGAAGGCAAAGAUUUAAUUUUGUUUCUCUCUCUGUGGGCUCUUUCACAUCUCCUUCCACGUAGUGAUUUUGUCAAGAAUUUUAAAGAGGUCACAGAACAACAUCAAUCCAAUGGUACAAAUUUUGAAAUAUCAGAAGCCCAUUCAGUGGUAGGCAGACUCCAAGUUAUAACAUCCGAUGAGAGCUUUAGUCCUGGAGUUCGGUGGUAUGCUGCAUGUUGUAUGAGCUGCUUUGGUUUGUAUGGAUUUCGUAGUGAACUGGGGAGAAGGUUGGGAAAAGCUCUAAAGGAGAAUGAAUUUACUGAUGUGCAACUUGUAUUUUCGAAUGGAGACAAUAUACGAGUUCACGGAAUUGUUCUUGCAGCUAGAUGCCCAUUUCUGCUUACUCCUAUAGAUUCUCAUCCCAAGGAAGAGGCAUCAAAAGAAGAGCAUGGCAUUGAGCAGCUUUGUGGAAAGUUCAAUAAAGAAGUGCAUUUCUCUGCCAAUGUUGAUAGUUAUGCUAUUGAAAAAUUGGUAGAAUUUGUUUACACUGGAUUCUUAGAGAUGCAUCCUGAUGAUAUGAAAAAGGUGAAGAGGCUCGCCAGAAAAUGUAAUAUGCAAGAUCUGAAAAUCAUUAUUUCAGGAAUACCGCCAAAAUGGUGUAGUCCUAUCCCGGCUUGUGACCUUAGUUCUGCUCUCACUGAUAGGGAUUUCUCUGAUGCUACAUUGGUGGCCACAGGAAUGACAGAAUCAUGCAGUAGUUCUUAUUCUGGUCCGUGUUCACAUUCUAUGCUACCUGUUCAUGUUCAUAGAAUCAUCUUAUGGUGUAGUUCUGAUUAUCUUUGUGCCCUAUUUCGGUCUGGAAUGCGAGACAGUUGCUCACAGAUUAUCAAUGUCCCAAUUUGUUCCAAAUCACUGGAUAAACUAGUUAGUUGGUUUUACUCGGGUGUGAUACCUGUACCUCGAGCUGGAUGUUCUUGGGAUAAUAUGAAUCCGGAGCUACAAUUUAGUGAGCUCCAUGUGUUUGUAGAGCUCUUUGAGCUUGCUGAGAUGUGGUUUCUUGAAGAUUUAAAAGAAAAAAGCUUAUGUGUGCUUAGAUCACACAUGAAGGGGAACUGGCGCUUGUGUGUCAAUAUCAUUAAAAUAGCAGCAGAACGAUCUCAAUGGCCAAUAGUUGGACUUGCUGUUGAUUACAUUGCCCCAAUGUAUCCUUCGUUGCGUGACCAGGGUGAGCUGGAGGUCCUCAGUGACAAGCUGCAAAAUACAAUUGGGGCUGCCCAUGCCCAGUUAUCACUGGAACUUCGGUUAGGUCAUGGUAUAAUUACUUGGCCGCAUGGAAGUCGUCAACUCAUUGAUAGCUGGCGUUGAUACACAGGUUGACAUCCAUAGAUGACCUGUGAUAUUUCCAUUUACUACUGAAGAUUCUUUUCUCAUCGGUAUCAAAUAACUUUCAUGCUCCAAUCAAUAUGGUAACUGAAGCGCCAUUGAUGAUUGUCGAUGAUUUUUUGUAUACAAGUGUGGAUCUCACGUCCUGUGAGUCAAAUCAUAUUUGAAAGUGAAAUUCAGCAAAAUAAAGGCAGCAGUAUGGUGAUUGGAGCAGAGAUAUAUGCAGGCAAGCUUAUGGCAUGGGAUUAUGAGGGAAAAGCGCUUUGGGUCAAGAUUGUGCAGAGCAAUGUGUGCAUCCGUCAUCACCUGCAACUCUCUGCUCCCCGAGAGCCAAGGGAUAAAAUCAUUUCCAUGUGUACAGAUUCCUUUGAGGCUUUCAUUUUUCAGGGAUGUGUUCAUUCUUUUGGUGAUUGCCAAGAUAAAUGAUUCAGAUAAAUGAUUCUUUUUUUCUGCUACAGUGUGAGCACUUUCUCAUGUUGCAUUAAGGAUGGAAAGUUGUGGUUGGGGAGUUAUAUUCCA
Amborella trichopoda is the source of this 3852-nucleotide messenger RNA. Its product is annotated as BTB/POZ domain-containing protein. Gene Ontology annotation, molecular function: protein binding. NCBI's taxonomy places the organism in Eukaryota, Viridiplantae, Streptophyta, Magnoliopsida, Amborellales, Amborellaceae. The record is from RefSeq and is a predicted model, not a curated record.